Messenger RNA from Triticum dicoccoides, 487 nucleotides. RefSeq lists its product as uncharacterized. The transcript is spliced from 2 exons. The record is from RefSeq and is a predicted model, not a curated record. NCBI's taxonomy places the organism in Eukaryota, Viridiplantae, Streptophyta, Magnoliopsida, Poales, Poaceae. Bases 76 to 480 code for a protein of 134 amino acids.
ACCGAGAGGGCCGGGGGGAGUAGGAGAACGUUGAGGAAGACCACAAAGGCGGAUUAUCCAUCGGUGCUGGACGUGAUGGAUGCCGCGAUGAAUCAGGUACUAGAGGAGCAAAUGGAGUGGCUGGUGGCGAGGUGGAACGCCGAGAACCCCGACGCGACGCCGCUCGUGGUGGAAGCGCUCACGGAGGAGCAGCGAGAGUCGCUGGAGCGAGAGCAUUUGGCCAGGGAGGUGUUGAUUGGUCAGGCGUACGUGGAUAAGAUGGCGGCGGAAGACAUGGCAAGACUGGAGUUGGAGAAAACAAAUCCGAAGAAGGAUCCCGACGAGCGGUCUUACCAAUCUUACCGAGAGAACUGGGAGUGGAAAUAUGCUGAAGAGUUCGGCUCCUUCGAGGCCACGACUCUGAUCCCAGCCAUGUGUUUCACGGACAAGCCGACGAAGCCUGGUGUUACUAACCCCAAGCGUAGUAUGCAGAUCUUUUGAGUUAGAG